Messenger RNA from Phycodurus eques (leafy seadragon), 4125 nucleotides. RefSeq names its product calcium/calmodulin-dependent protein kinase (CaM kinase) II beta 1 (gene camk2b1). The record is from RefSeq and is a predicted model, not a curated record. Gene Ontology annotation, biological process: protein phosphorylation. Gene Ontology annotation, cellular component: cytoplasm; neuron projection. Lineage: Eukaryota; Metazoa; Chordata; Actinopteri; Syngnathiformes; Syngnathidae. Gene Ontology annotation, molecular function: ATP binding; calcium/calmodulin-dependent protein kinase activity; calmodulin binding. The coding region runs from base 199 to 1881 and encodes 560 amino acids. The transcript is spliced from 22 exons.
CAGCGAGGGAGAGACCUUAUGUGAUUGGCUCGGUGUUUCCCGAUUUAACCUCGCCUCCUCCUCCAGUGCCGGACAAACUACUUUGUUUUUAAGUGGCUACUGGGCGGACCUGUUGUGUGUGUUUUUUUUUCAUUUUACCGGGGGCGGGGAGGCAAAGAAGAAGAAAACGGAGAAGAAGAAGAAGAAGAAGAGGGAAACAUGGCUACGACAACCUGUACAAGAUUCACUGACGAGUAUCAGCUGUAUGAGGAACUUGGCAAGGGUGCCUUUUCGGUAGUGCGUAGAUGCGUGAAGUUAUGCACGGGACAGGAGUACGCGGCCAAAAUCAUCAACACCAAAAAGCUAUCCGCCAGAGAUCACCAGAAGCUGGAACGAGAGGCUCGCAUCUGUCGGCUGCUCAAACAUCCCAACAUUGUUCGUCUUCAUGACAGCAUAUCAGAAGAGGGCUUCCACUAUCUGCUCUUUGACUUGGUGACUGGAGGUGAAUUGUUCGAGGACAUCGUAGCCCGAGAGUACUACAGUGAGGCUGAUGCCAGCCACUGCAUCCAGCAGAUCCUGGAGGCCGUGCUUCACUGCCAUCAAAUGGGCGUUGUGCACCGAGACCUGAAGCCAGAGAACCUUCUCCUGGCCAGCAAAUGCAAGAAUGCGGCGGUGAAACUGGCGGACUUUGGUCUGGCCAUCGAGGUGCAGGGGGACCAGCAGGCCUGGUUUGGCUUUGCUGGCACACCAGGGUACCUGUCCCCUGAGGUUCUGAGGAAGGAAGCAUAUGGCAAACCUGUGGACAUCUGGGCCUGUGGAGUGAUCCUGUACAUCCUGUUGGUAGGUUACCCUCCUUUCUGGGAUGAGGACCAGCACAAACUGUACCAGCAGAUCAAGGCUGGGGCCUACGAUUUCCCUUCUCCAGAGUGGGACACUGUAACCCCGGAGGCCAAAAACCUGAUCAACCAGAUGCUGACCAUCAACCCGGCCAAGAGGAUCACUGCCCAGGAGGCCCUCAAGCACCCGUGGGUCUGCCAACGGUCCACGGUGGCUUCCAUGAUGCACAGACAGGAGACGGUAGAGUGCCUGAAGAAGUUCAACGCCAGGAGGAAACUCAAGGGAGCCAUUCUCACCACCAUGUUGGUCUCUCGGAAUUUCUCUGUGGGCAGCAGGCAGACCACCGCUCCGGCCUCUGUGGUUCCGGUCUCAGUCGGCGCGGGUACCGCCGCGGGGUUGGUCGAACAAGCAGCCAAGACUUUGCUCAACAAGAAAGCCGACGUCAAGAAACGCAAGUCCAGCUCGACUGUGCAGUAUAUGCCUCAGACAAACAGCAAAAACAGCAUAGUCACCAGCCCAAAAGGAAACAUCCCUUCACCUGCUCUGGAGCCACAGACCACCGUCAUCCAUAACCCGGUGGACGGGACUAAGGAAUCUUCGGACAGCAGCAACACCACAGUAGAGGAUGAAGAUGUGAAAGCCCGCAAACAGGAAAUCAUAAAGAUCACCGAGCAGCUCAUUGAGGCCAUCAACAACGCAGACUUUGAGGCUUACGCCAAAAUCUGCGACCCGGGCUUGACUUCCUUUGAACCCGAAGCGCUGGGCAACCUGGUGGAAGGGAUGGACUUCCACAGGUUCUACUUUGACAACCGUGUGCUGUCCAUCCAUCCAGUGCUGUCUAAAAACACCAAGCCCAUCCACACCACCCUCCUGAACCCUCACGUGCACCUGAUCGGCGAAGACGCCGCCUGCAUCGCGUACAUCCGCCUCACGCAGUUUGUGGACGGGCAGGGUCGACCGCGAUCCAGCCAGUCUGAGGAGACCCGAGUGUGGCACCGCAGGGACGCCAAGUGGCAGAACAUACACUUCCACUGCUCCGGCGCUCCUGCCGCACCGCUGCAGUAGUCGGACGUGCGAGCGAGAGAGAGCCUCCGUUUGUUUUGUCAGGAGGGAGAGGAUGAUGAAGAUACGUAAUCGAGAGCGUCAUGAGUCGGAACGUUUAACAGCAACUUCCUCACUGCACAUGCGCGCACGCACACACACACACACACACGCACGCACGCACGCACGUUUGUGAAGCCUCGUGUCACUGCACUGGAAACACAUUAUGUAAAGUUUGAAGCCCUUAUUCUAAUAACGAAUUCAAGUCAUGAUUAUUACACAUUUGUAUAUAGUAUGUCAUUUGUACCAUGAAAAUGAUUAAUGCCAGUGGUUUCUAGUUAAUGGAUUUUUUUGUUUUUUCUUUGUUUUUAUUAAGGAAGCAUGCACCCCCGUGGCUAUUAAGUGAAACAUUAUACGUAUAUACAGUUUUUUUUUUUUUUGUGUGUAAUUCUCUAAUUAUGCUCUAUGUUAGCCAUGAUGCUUGCACCCCGCCUCAUCAUGUCUUUGAGCGCUUUAUAUUUGAAUGUUUUUAGUUUAAUUUUUAAAUUUAUUUGUGAGGGCUCGGGGGUCAUUAAGCCCCGGUGUCUUCCCGCUAAAAUUAUUAUGAAUAUUUUUAAUGUUUAAUAGGUGAAUGAGUCAGGUGCCAAAUAACUGCCAAAAAUGAAUGCAUCAUAUGAGUGUAAUUAAUAUAUUGGAACAAAUCAUCUAAAAUGUAUGAUUUGUGUUUUGUUGUCUUUGAUCCUUAAGUUAAAAAAAGUAUUUAGUUCGUUUAUAGAAAAACGGUCCGUUUUUUUGUUGUUUUGUUUUAGUUUUUUUUAACUUGUCCUCAGGUUUGAUUCAUUUUUAGGCAUUUAUAAUUAGACUCAGUCAUUUAAAGAGAGACUGCACCAUACUGCGCAAGAGCCAAACUAGUAUGCCUCGUGUAACUUUUUUUUCCUUUCUCAAUGUACUCAAACAGGGAUUAUUGCCGUCAGAGCAAGAACCCAGUGGAUUUUCAACCAUUUCCAAAACAAGAAGGUAGCAGACUUCAAAUCGGUGAAGGGUCGCUGUCACCGCUCCAAAUUUUCAAUUGACUUUCAGGGAUUAUAGUUCUUUGUCAGAGCAAGAAUCAAGGAUUUUUGAAAUUUUCUAAAAACAAGAUAGUUAAGAUCAAUGGUCAAAUCAGUGUCUCACGCUCUCACCUCUUCAAACCAAUCAACCAAAUGUUGCAUUUUCACAGCUUGAGAAAAUCUCAUUUCAAAUUGCCUGUUAAUUUUUGGCCAGGAUUUAGUAGUCCGCCAAUUAUGUGCCCCGCCCACACAAACACAUACACAAAAAAAACAAAAAAACAAAGCAUGAACAUGUUCUUUUCUUAGUGUGUUUACAGUUUGACUUGCAAUGACUGUGCUGGGAACUAUUCACUCAAUCCCUAAUCCCUGUAAUAAGGAUUUUUUUUUAAAAUAGGAACUAUCUAGGUGAGUCGGGAAUAAACUGAAUGCUUCCUAACGAGGCGUUCGGAAUCAUUCAACUCAUUCCCUACUCCCUUAUCAUUACAUAGGGAUUUUUAUAGGAACUAUCUACGUCACUAUAAAGUCCACUAUAUUAAAUUAUUUAUGUGGUGAUUAUAGCCGCGUGAUCUCCAAAAACCAUGAAUGUUUCAGGAAAUAAAGAUGGCAUGUUUUUUUUGUUAUUGAAUACUGUAUAGUAUUGAUUUUUAAAAAAAAAUAUUAAAUUGAUACCAUUUUGUCAUAUACUUCCGCCCGACAACUGUAUUCUUAGUACCACUGGUUUUUUAGCUAAUGUGUCUAUUUUCUCUGUGUUUUAAGCGCUUAUUAUAUAUACAGGUAUUUUUGUCUCCAGAUGACCUCACGCAGAUAAAUCUAUAAAGUGAUGCUUUUGUACAGAAAGAAGACCCAGUCACCAGUCAAGCACAAAACCACAAGCAGCUUCCUCUCCUGAUCACUUCCUGGCAGUCUGUUCGCUUGCUCUCGUUUCGCCCGUGCUUUCUACCUUGCUACUUGUCUUUUGCCCCCGUUUUGCUUCUGUCCAAUACCAUGAUGAUUUCGUGCUCUUUUGUUGUAUUCUGCCGUGCUACUUUUCUGCUCUUGCUUGGACGACUUGUGCUUAAAGGUGUUCUCAAUAAAACAGCAACGUUACCAUACAAAGUGCCGACCGCUCUCUUUUGCCAGUGGUUUAUUUACUUAACUGCAGAGUACCAGUCGCCUAUUAUCAGAGGGCAGAGCGUUUAUUUUUCGCAUUGCAUUUUUAUAAUAAAUUCAUUAUUUAAUA